This is a messenger RNA of Fragaria vesca subsp. vesca, 2171 nucleotides long. Its product is annotated as NAC domain-containing protein 78-like. NCBI's taxonomy places the organism in Eukaryota, Viridiplantae, Streptophyta, Magnoliopsida, Rosales, Rosaceae. Gene Ontology annotation, molecular function: DNA binding. Gene Ontology annotation, biological process: regulation of DNA-templated transcription. The record is from RefSeq and is a predicted model, not a curated record. The transcript is spliced from 7 exons. Bases 162 to 1841 code for a protein of 559 amino acids.
GCACACUCCCACCUACACAAUGAGUCGUCAACACCUCUCCUCCUCCUCCUCCUUCGUCUCCACCUCAAUUUGAAAACCCUAGAAAAUUAAAUUCAAUUUCUCUCUCUGUUUUUCUCGAUUUGAAAUUUGAAACCCUAAUUGUGUAAACUGGAAUUCGAUUCAUGGGCCGUCAGUCUUCGCAGUCGCUCGCUCCCGGGUUCCGAUUCCACCCCACCGACGAAGAGCUCGUCUGGUACUACCUCAAGCGCAAGGUCGCCGGAAAAUCCUUCCGCUUCGACGCCAUCUCCGUCGUCGAUAUCUACAAGAUCGAGCCCUGGGACCUCCCCGGGAAGUCGAAGCUGAAGAGCAGGGACACGGAGUGGUACUUCUUCAGUCUGCUGGACAGGAAGUAUGGGAAUUCCUCCAGGACGAAUCGGGCUACCGAAAAAGGGUACUGGAAAACUACUGGGAAGGAUCGACCCGUUUGCCAUAGCUCCAGGGCUGUCGGGAUGAAGAAGACCCUUGUCUUCCACAGCGGUAGGGCCCCGAAAGGGGCCAGGACCAAUUGGGUUAUGCAUGAGUACCGCCUCGAUAACCAGGAGCUGGAGAAAGCUGGAAUUGUUGAGAAAGACGCGUAUGUGCUCUGUAGGAUCUUUCAGAAGAGUGGUACCGGACCCAAGAAUGGAGAGCAGUAUGGCGCUCCACUUCUUGAGGAGGAAUGGGACGAAGAAGAUGAAGUUUAUGGACCUGGUGAAGAGGCUAUUGUUAAUGAAGUAGCAGUCAGUGGUGGGCCGUAUACUGAAGCAAAUGACCUCAGUGAUGGCGGAUAUGUUGAGUCUAUUGACCUUGAUCAGAAUAUUAACACAGGUGUUCCUGAGAGUGCUCCUCGUCCUUUGAAUUUCUAUCGUGGGGAGACGAGCAAUUAUAUUGAGCAAUAUGGGGACUUUGUUGAAGAUGCUGCUAUGACUGCAGUAGGCGCUGGGGAAACUUUGGAAUAUUGCGAAGACCAGAAGUACAUCGACUUACCAGAGAAUAAUGAGAUGGUUGCAAAGCCAGUCAAAGUUGAAUUCUUAACUUCGGAGUAUCAUGACAACCAGAAGUUCUUCAACUUACCGGAGUAUUAUGAGACGGAAACAAAAGUGGUCAAAGAUGAAGACUAUGGUGAACCAAGCCAUAAUAUGAAUCCUGUGGAUGUCAGCUACUCGCUCAAUGAUCCAUUUUUAAAUGCUGCUGAAAAUCCAACAUUUGAUGAUGACAUCUCUCAGUACAUUGAUUUUGAUUCUUGUUGUGAAAUGCUGGGAAAUGAAAAUACUGUUUCUAGUGAGCCUCUGGUUGAGCAGAAGUCUGUUAUGGGUGAAAUGGAGCCACUAUCCACGGGAAGUCAACAUCUUGUAGAGGCACAUGAUGUCAAUGAUGCAUCCUCAUCAAAGCAAAAGCCAGACAUGCAAUUUGGAUCAGAUGGCAAGUUUCCAUUCAUCACAAAGGCGAGUCACAUGCUGGGCAGUAUACCUGCUCCUCCUGCAUUUGCUUCUGAGUUCCCUGCUAAAGAUGCCAUCCUUCGGUUAAAUUCUGAAGUAGCAUCCUCAAGUUCAGUUCAUGCUGGCAUGAUCAGAAUAAGAGACAUUACUUCAAGCGACAACAGGGUGGAGUGGUCUAUUGGCAAGGAUGGGGUUGUCAACCUUGUGUUUUCUGUUCAGCUGCCUCAAAGUGAUGUCAAUUCUUCCAACCUGGUACCAAUGGGCGGCUCAGUCUCAGGCAAGACAGGUUCUGUGGUGAUGCGGGGCUGGGUUUUAUUCAUGUUCUUCUGGGUCUUAUUUAUUUCCAUCAGUUUCAAAAUGGGAAGCUACAUAUAUGCCAAGUGAUGAUGCUUUUGUUAGGAGCAUUAGACCUGGGCUAUUGACUUGGUAGCACAAUUGCUCUAGUGCAGGAUGAUUCAAUAUUUAGUAAAUCAGUAUACUGACUUCUGGACUCCUGUUUAGUAAACUUCCUUUUCUCAUACUAUAGUUCCAGGACUGUACUGCUUUAAUUUGUUUUACUUAAUGUAAAACUGAAUUAUUGUUCUAGAUAUUCAUUUCAUUGUAGUUAGUUUACAAACAUAUAAUGGUGUGUUCUAAUACGUCUCCCUUAUUUGGUGGUGCAAUUUAUGAACUCAAUGCUGGAUGAUUUGUCUGCGUUUUCUCCCUCAAUUCAUG